Molecule: messenger RNA, 3152 nt
Organism: Anopheles arabiensis
Lineage: Eukaryota; Metazoa; Arthropoda; Insecta; Diptera; Culicidae
Product: transmembrane protease serine 9-like
Exons: 6
Coding region: 34-2649 (871 amino acids)
Biological process (GO): proteolysis
Molecular function (GO): serine-type endopeptidase activity
Source: RefSeq, a predicted model, not a curated record
CGAACUGGAACGUGCGUCCGAGAAGAUCACAUCAUGGUCCACGGCACGGGACCGUGGCAUGUUUGUUUUGCUGGUUUAUUUUCUAUACUGUUACUACAUAAUGUGCGUUACAGUUUUGCACAGGACGAGCUACACAUCAACGAUUAUAAUGAUAACGAGUGUGGGGAACGGAUGGUCAAACGUAAAGGGCUAGUGAAGGGUGGAUAUUCUACGCAACCGGGCGACUGGCCGUGGCAUGUGGCGCUCUAUCAUCGGGGCAUCAAUAGUGCUGGGUUUGAGUAUGCAUGUGGUGGAAGCAUUGUGCACCGAUAUAUGGUGGUGACGGCUGCACACUGCGUCACGCUUGCAACCAGCCGUCGAAAAAUUCCGGCUGACAAUAUGCAGCUAAGGUUGGGCCGGUUUAAUCUUAUGAACAAUGAGGAGGAGUAUGCCGAAGAGGUCGAUGUGAUCGAGGCAAUAGUGCAUGAGGGAUAUCGUCCAACAACGUUCGAGAACGAUAUCGCCAUUCUGCGGGUGAAAAUUCCAAUAAUCUUCAAUGAUUACAUUCAACCAGUGUGCCUAUGGAAGCGGGACGAUGGGGUUGUCUUACCGUGGUUUUACAACCAACCGGGUACGGUAGUUGGAUGGGGACUUUCGGAAGAUAAUACGAUAGGCACGACCCUGAAUGAAGCACGCAUGCCGGUGGUCGAUUCGUGGACGUGUUUGGCGAGUGAUCGAGCGUUUUUUGGAAAAUUCAUACAGUCGAAAGCAUUCUGUGCAGGAUACAAAAAUGGAACUGGUGUUUGCAAUGGAGACAGCGGUGGUGGAAUGUUUUUCCACUUUCAAAAUCGUUGGUAUCUCAAGGGAGUGGUUUCAUUUAGCAAUACAAACGAUUAUUCUGGAGUGUGCAAUUUAAAACAAUAUAUCGGAUUUACUGACGCAUCACAGUACAUCGAUUGGGUGUACGAUAAUACACCAAUCAGUGGUAUUGAUGAUCCGAUACUUAGACACCCCAACAUACGACUUAUCAACCAAGGGAGCUGUGGACGGAAUGAGCAUAUGGAGGAGUUAGAUGAGAAUCGCAAACCCAUCUUAAACCAAUAUCCUUGGAUGGCGAUACUGGCAAAUCCGACCACAACAGAGUACGUCCCUUGCAAUGGAGUGUUGCUGAAUCGAAACUACGUUCUCGCAGGCAAUUGUUGGCAAAUAACAGCCGGGGAGGAAGUCAUCGUGACACUCGGCGAUUACGAUACGAGCCGAACAAAGGAUUGCAUAGACGAAGAUAGGAGUUGUGUACCCGCAGUGCAGACGGUUUACGUGAGUCAAAUUAUCCGCAAAGAUGAUCUAGCGCUAGUUCGGCUGGCCGUUCCUGCUGAUAUUGGCGGACGAGAAAACAUUGAGGCAAUCUGUCUCCCGGUGACUCCAGAGCAGCGCGACCGUUUGUACAACCGCUACAUCAUGACGGGCUGGAAGGAGAGUGGAACUGACUCGACAUUCCUACAACGAGCUCUGUUGGACGUAGUACAUACCAAGCAGUGCUGGGCCGAAUACCAAGAAUCUUACCAUGAAUUCAGAGGGUCGGACCAGAUGGACAGUAGAAUUAUUUGCGCUCGGAAUUUGAACAAUCGUUCCCGAUCACCUCAAUGCAAUGAUUAUCAGCCUGGAUCGGCGAUACAGGCAAUAGAUCAAAAGUCUGAUCGAUACUUACUUUACGGUUUACAGGUGGGUAUUGGUUACUGCGAAGUUCCGGAACAGUACAAAGCCAUCAGUAAAUAUUUGCUAUGGAUUUUGGAUAAUAUACAUAUUAGCCAUAACAGCUACAGUAUCAAGAUGAAGUCAGUGUCACUAGUAAUAGGUGCUGUGUUUUUGGCGUUGUGCCUUACCAAUGUGUUUGCCAGCGACGUGGAGGGUAAAGACAGGAAAGAGAAUAGAAAAGUGACCGCAACUUCACAUCAGCCCAAGGGCAUCAAAUCAUUCUAUUCUGGACGCAUUGUUAAUGGGAAGAACGGCGAUAUUGCAUCGUUUCCCUACAUAGUACACCUGCGAGUGAAUAACUUUGGUGCUUGUGGUGCAAGUAUUAUAACGCUCAAGCACGUCUUUACUGCUGCUCAUUGCCUGUAUAAGAAUCAGAAUGCUACCAAGAUCACACUAUAUGGAGGCAGUACAACACAGACCAGAGGUGGGGUCGUGUUUCAGGCCAGCAAAAUCGUUAUCCAUCCAUACUACAACCCAGAAACACAUGAUUAUGAUGCGGCAAUAGUGGAAAUAAAAACUUCCUUCCAAGGAUACGACAAUAUUGCUCCGAUUGCUCUCCAAGAUGCAGAAGUUCCUAGUGAUACUACAUGCUACGCGGCAGGCUGGGGGUUGAAUAACUAUGACAGAAGAACCACUCCUGACAAUCUGCAAUAUGCCACUCUGCAAGUAAUUACACAGCAGCAAUGCUCAGCUGCAUGGGGUAGUUAUGCCACACCACAAGUUAUUUGUGCCCAGCAAAACAAUAACGGUGAUGUAUGCAAAGGCGAUAGUGGAGGACCAUUCGUUUGUAACGGCAAGCUAACGGGUGCAACCUCUUACGGUGGUAUAGGUUGCCGGGGCAGAUUGCCGUCUGCAUUUGCUAAAGUUACUGCUCCAGCCAUUCGCGAAUUUAUUCGUAACACUGCAGGAAUUUAAGUACGAAUAAAACGGAUUUACACUCUGCUAGCUACAAUAAAUUCGCUGUGAUUUCUACAAUAACGUGAUUUCACAAAGCUCAGCAAAACCAACGUUACUAACAAUUCUUGGAUGAGUAGUAUACCAUUCAAAUCAACAUUAACAAACACUAUCAUAUCUGCGCAGCUGGGGUAUAUCUUCGCUCUUUUUAUUGCAAAUAUUUGUUUCAGAACAAUUCAGUUUUUUUGUGAAUACAUACUUGCAUGCCUUUCACUGAUAAACUGCCAUGAAUCUACCACGCAACGUGCCCGCAACGCCUACCAGCCAACUUGACAUAAGUAUCUGUUAAUAUGUUGCUUCAUGCUCCAAACACUAUCCUUUAAUAAAUAUAAUCGACCGGUUUAAUUACUUACAUUACUACGGCAUACUUUUAGACAGCGAGCAACUCCGAUCGAUAGCGAGAAUAUGUAAUAUUUCGCUGUAUCAAAACCACUACAGGAAAGUUCAAUAAAAACCUAACCAUA